AAUCGGGGAAAAAAAGAAAACUGUUUAUGGCUGAUUUAAGAAGUUUUCUAUAAAACUUUAGGGAAAAAUAUGAAAAGAUUAUAAUAAGGUUUGACACGAUGAGAAAGGUUUUCGAAGUUGAACUUGGCUUUCUUGUUUCGUUUUUGUUUCAUCACCACACAAGUUUCUUUUGCUUCCAGACAAAACAUCAAGUGGGGUUAAUAGGCACAAACUCAAAACUCUAUAAUGUGAUCUCUGUACGUUGAUUUCACUAACAUGAAGUGACUCUUCUUUUGGUGCUUGAUAAGUUGAUUUCUCAUAAAACAUUCAUCAAUCUGCACAACAUAUAAGACAAGGAAAAGGCAAUCCACAACUCUACAAAAACAAAGAAUGGUGGUUACAAUGUGUACAUAUGUAGAAAAAGGUUUUUUAUGCAUAAGAAGCCUUGCCCGAGUUCACAAUCUUACGUCAAUGAUUCUUCUCCUCUACUCACUCUUGCUAAUUCUAAUACCAAAUGCUCCAACUCUCGACUCUUGUACCUGCAAAAUAUAUUCAGAGUUAAAAGACAACUUUUUUUUUUAAUACUACUUGAAACUAUCUUGAACCCAAAUCUAAACUAAUUUACUAUUGAGUCUUUUGACAUAUUGUUUCCAACACAAGAUGUAAACAAUACCAUUGGACAAAGCUUGGAUACUUUCAAUCAAAUAUCUGUUUCGGUUAGGUUUCUCAGUUAAAAUUUGUGGUUUAAUUAAUAAAUUUAUUUGAAGAAUUGGCUCAUAACUUCAUUCAGAAUAUAUAAUUGAGAAAUUCAUAAAUAAUUGAGUCUCAAUAGAUACUUGAUGUGUGCUUCUAGUAAACGCCUAUAGAUAAACUGCAUGGGCUUAUAACUUCAUUCACCACCUUUUCUAUUCGCUCGCUCUCUUAUUACUUCUUUCAUCCUCCCUCGAAUCUUCUUACGAGAAAACCGCCACGCAGCAAAGAAAGACGAUGGAGAAGGAGAAGAAGAUGAUCGUGUUGAAGAGCUCCGACGAUGAAUCCUUUGAAGUCGAUGAAGCGGUCGUACUCCAAUCUCAGCUCUUGUCUCAUGUUGUUGAAGAUUGCAACGGUCCUGAACACAAGAUUGAGAAUGUCACAGGCAAGAUCCUCGCCAAGGUAAUCGAAUACUGCGAGAACCACGUCGCCGCCGUCGUCGACGGUGGUGCCAAUUCUUCUUCCUCCUCCUCCUCCGGUGAUGCUAUCAAGAAGUGGGACGAUAAGUUCAUCAUGCAAAUGGAUCUGUCCACGGUCUAUGACCUCAUCACGGCUGCGAACUACCUAAACAUCAAAGGACUUCUUGAUCUCACUUGCCAGGGAGUCACUGACGUGAUCGCGAAAUGCAAAGACCACGAGGAGAUUCGCGCAACGUUGGGCAUCGUGAGUGACUAUACAGCAGAGGAGGAAGCAGAGGUUCUCAAGGAGAACGAGUGGGCUUUUGAUUGAUGAAUGAGUGAGAGGGUUAAUCUAAACCCUAGCUACUCUUUCUUUUCGAAUCUUUGUGUUGGUAUGUGUUUACGGAUCUUUAGAUCGAUAAUAGUUGAACAUGGCUUUCUUGUUUCGAUUUUGUGGAAAUGAACAGUGUUCUUGAUCGAUAUUAGAUGAACAGAAGUAUUAUGAAGCAAGUUGUUGUUGGUCGUAUGAGUUUAUGCUUUCUGAAUUGGGUUUCAAAGUCUCAGACUAUAAUAGAAUCUUUACAUCGAUAACCAUGAGAACAAGAGAGUUGUGUUCACUAAACAUGACUCGUCUUUGGCGUGCAGAACAAGAAAAGGCAAUUCUUGAUUCUUAAAUAAGAUUAAGAAAACAGAGGAUAUGAUGAUAAAACUGCAUAUAUAUCUAGAAGAAGUUUUUGUAUAUGUGAAGCUUGUGUUUUAUGAAAUUUUCUGUCAAUGAUCUUUCUCUACUAGUUCUGACUCCCCGCCAUUGCUCUCUGGUACCAGGGUUUCUGUUUGACAAUAUAGUUACGUCACACUCACGCAUCCUCUUUCGGUGAUUAGUAUAGAUUAAGAGCAUCUCCAAUGUAUUAUUCUAUUUUCUAUUCCAAAAUGGAGUUAAGUUUUACUCUAAAGUAUUACUUCAUUUUCUACUUCAAAAUAGAAUAUUCCUAAUAUAUUAUAUUUUAUAUUUAUUUAAAAAUUAGUAAUAUCACCUUUUAUUUAUACUAUUUGUAAAACAGUCCAUUUUCAGAUUGUAAAAAUUAUAUUAAAUACAAUAUUAAUCACAAUUAAAUUUUUAUUAUAUAAAUAAAAUUACUCGAAAAUGUUUAAAAAGAAAACAUUUAUUACAUAAAAUUACAUUACAUAGCUUAAACACAAUAAUACAUCAACUUAAAUUAUUCAUUAGAAUUAGUAUAAUUUUUCCACAAAUGAUCAACUAAUGCAUUUCGAAGUACAAAAUGAACUUCUUUAUCUUUGAUUUUUAUAUAUAUGAUCUGUUGUGUUUUAUAUUAUAUAUAUAUAUAUAUAUUUUGUUGCAUAAAAUAGUUCAUUAGAUGGCUAUAUAUAUAAUUAAUAAAUAUAACCCGUUUGCCUUGAUAUUUUUUUUUUGUUUCAAGGAGGGAUUAGCAAAAUGUCAUCAUCUUCAUCCGAUGAACUCGAAGAAAGAUUGAAUGAAGCUUUCGACGAUAUAUUCGAAGAUAUAUACAACAACAUAGUGGAGGCCCAAACCAAAAAGCAAAGGAAACGUGCUUACAUAGAACGAAACCGUGAAGAAGGACACAACCGUUUAUGGAAUGACUACUUCAGCGAAGAUCCGAUAUUUCCGGCACAUUUAUUUAGACGCCGUUUCCGCGUGAACAAGGAAUUAUUCAUGUGUAUAGUCCAUCGCCUCUCAGAGGACGUUCCAUUCUUUCGACAAAGAAGAGAUGCAACCGGGAGGUAUGGUCUAUCUCCACUGCAAAAAUGUACGGCUGCAAUUUGUCUGCUUGCUUAUGGUUCUGCGGCUGACACGGUUGACGAGUAUCUCCGACUUGGUGAAAGCACGGCAAUUUCGUGUUUAGAAAAUUUCACUGAAGGAAUAAUACAGUUAUUUGGAGAUGAGUAUCUACGAAGACCCACACCAGAGGAUCUUCAACGACUACUCGAUAUUGGAGAGAAACGCGGGUUUCCUGGGAUGGUAGGAAUCAUUGAUUGUAUGCAUUGGAGUGGAAAAAUUGCCCAACCGCUUGGAAAUGACAGUACACACGUGGAUCGGAAAAACCGACAAUUGUCUUAGAGGUUGUAGCGUCACACGAUCUUUGGAUAUGUCACGAUUUUUUUGGUGCUCCAGGUACCUUAAACGAUAUUAAUGUCAUCGACCAGUCUCCUAUUUUUUAUGACAUUUUACAAGGUCGAGCUCCCAGGUUAGAGUACGUGGUCAACGGACAAAUGUAUAAUUUGGUGUACUACCUCACAGACGGUAUAUAUCCAAAAUGGUCAACAUUUAUUCAAUCUAUCUCACUUCCUCAAGGUCGUAAAGCAGAGUUAUUUGCUAAAGUUUAAGAAGCAACCCGAAAAGAUGUGGAGCGCGCUUUUGGAGUAUUGCAAGCUCGAUUUGCGAUUGUGAAAAACCCGUCGCUUUCAUGGGACAAGGAAAAGAUAGGGAAGAUUAUGAGAACCUGUAUCAUACUACACAAUAUGAUAGUAAAAAAUGAACGAGAUGGAUACACUCAGUACGAUAUAUCUGAAUUUGAAGAAGGCGACGUAACUAGAAGUUCGCGGGUGAAUAUGUCCUAUAAUACCGACAUGCCUACAAAUCUCGGUAAUAUGCUUGGCAUUCGGAAUCAUGUUCGCGAUAGGCGUAUACAUAAACAAUUGAAAAAUGAUUUAAUUAAAAAUAUUUGGAACAAAUUUGGUGAUGAAAAUUAAUUAUUAUUAUAUCUUUAUAUUUAAUCAUGCAAUUAAUAAAUUUUUUUAAUUUCACAUGUUUAAAAAUUAAAUCUUUUUUUUUUCCUAAGAAUUCCUAAAUGGAGUACACUAUUGAACACACAUUUUUGAUAAGAGUUGUUAACUAUUUAAACAAAAAAAUUAAAAAAAAAAUUACUUUAAUAUUGCUAAGAACACCAUUGGAGAUGGUCUAACAACUAGUUUCGUUGACUUGUCUUUCCGGACCUUCCGGUCCUAUUUCUAUUUCUAUUUCUUCAUGUGAUUAUCAUAUACUUACCACUCAUUUGGAAACAAACAUCUACUAGAAGAAAUGUUCUUAUAGAUGAUGAACAUAAAGCUCACGAAGAACACAAAAAUUUAACUUAAUUUAAUAUAUACCAAUACUAAUUAUCAAAUGGUUUACAGAUUUUCUGUUCAGCAAGCUCUAGAGAUUGUAGGUUUUUCUCUCUAAACAUGUUUUUAACUCUCUUCCGACUCAACAAACACAAUAACAAGAUUCCUUUUCAUGAGCCCACCUGUGACCACGGCAAAAAGAAGAAAAACAAUGUCAGAGAGGUUACAAACGAAGAUCAUCAUCAUCCUUAGGAAGCUUUUUUGAUUAUUCUCCAGCUGCUUGAGGUUGUCCACGUGUUGCAA
Molecule: messenger RNA, 4511 nt
Organism: Brassica napus (rape)
Lineage: Eukaryota; Viridiplantae; Streptophyta; Magnoliopsida; Brassicales; Brassicaceae
Product: SKP1-like protein 1A
Exons: 1
Coding region: 967-1458 (163 amino acids)
Biological process (GO): SCF-dependent proteasomal ubiquitin-dependent protein catabolic process
Cellular component (GO): nucleus; cytoplasm
Molecular function (GO): cullin family protein binding
Source: RefSeq, a predicted model, not a curated record